AUGGAUUUAAAUAAGAAUAAUAAUAAUAAAUUAUUUAAAGAUAUAUUAAAUAAUAUAUAUCUAAGAAAUUAUAUAUUUAAUUUAGUUUAUAAAGUUAAUAGAUCACUGUUUAAUAGGGAUUCAUAUGAAAAGUUUGAUGAGAACGGUUUGCCUAGACACAAUGUUAAAGUAGAUGUUCAAUAUUAUCGGUAUUACCAGUUAUUUAGUAAACCAUGUUUUCUAGCUAGACUUGGUAGAAACUACUUGGAGUUACUGAAGCAGAGUCUCGAUCUAGAGGAACAGAGAAUCAGUGGUUAUCAAUGGACACCCGAUGGCAAACCAUAUUGUCUGCACCUCUCAUCGAUAGCCAAGAGUGCAGUGUCAUCGGGAUGUAUCGAUACGUUGCGAUAUCUUCAUUCGAGAUACUCACAUAUCUUUGGAGUAUUCAUCUAUAGUUUAAAGGAAGCAUUGACUACCAACAACUUGGAGAUACUACAAUAUCUAUUUGAAAAUCGUUUACUUUUGAAAUCAUUGGUAUUGAACGAAGAGAAAUCAUCAUUAUCAUCGAUAGUAGUUAGAUGUCUAGAGAAAUAUAGUAGACCUAUAAGUUUUGAAAUAUUUCAAUAUCUUUUUGGGAAAAUGAUACCAACUGCAUGUAGAAAUAAUAAUAAUAAUAAUAAUAAUAAUUAUAGUAGUAAUAAUAGUAUUAGAGUUGAAGAUUUAAUAGUAGAUAAAGUCUUGAUUUCAAAGGAUAUAGAAAAGAUUAGAUAUCUUUAUCAUUUAGGAUAUAGGUUUACAAAGGAAUCGAUGAUAUUGGCAUCUGAACAUUAUGGAUCAUUGGAGAUUGUUCAGUUCCUUUUCUACAACUGUAUAGAUUGCCAACUGGAUAAUAGAGUCAUCGAGAAUCUAGCUGAAUCUGGUCAUUUGGAAGUGAUACGAUUCCUAAUGGAUACGAUACAUCCAAAGACACAGACGAUACUGGUCAGCGAUUCACCAACUGCAAUGUGUAAUGCCGUUAAGAAUGGACACCUCAACGUUUUAGAGUUCUUCAUUUCCAAAUCAUCAUUAUCAUCCAAUUACAAAUUUGAAAUAGAUAAACCGGCCAACUUGGAAGUGCUCAAAUAUCUGUACGAGAAACAACCCGAAAGAGUAAAGAUUUCCAUUAAUACAAUUCAAUAUGCUGCCAGUAGGAACGAUAUUGAACUAUUAGAUUACCUCUACGAGUUGGAACCAUCUUUAUUUUCCAAAGAGAUACUGUACUAUGAUCUCGAUAUUCAAUUGGAUACCUAUUUAUACAUGAGAAAUACUCUUCAUUUCAGUGGUGCCGAUCAAUACAAACUGUUUAAAUUGGCAUUAAGAUAUCAUAACUAUGAAUUGGGAGAUUGGAUCUUGGAUAAUAAUCGUGACAUGGACAUUGGAAAGUUAAUACAAGAUCUAACGUUUUCAAUGUAUGUAUAUACAAUUGAAGAUCUCAUGUGGCUUCAUUUCAAGUUUGGCUUGAACAACUAUUUGAGUUCCUAUCAUAUCAAAUUCAUACGGUCAUUCAAUUGUUUGAAAUAUCUAAUUGAAACAGUUGGUUUGGUGCAACCGGUAGAUUUUUUCACAAACUCGAUUAUUGCUGCCAACGGUAGUUUAGAAUCGAUCGAUUACCUGGUGAAGAGAAUCGACUACCAAGUGGAGCAGUCUGUCAAGCUCAAAGAAUAUCUUAGGUUCGCACUACAGAAUCACUUCAAUGUCUAUCAGUAUUUUGCCGACAACUUUGACAUUGUGGAAUUCAACGAGAUCAAUGUCAUCGGGUUGUUUAGCGGUGAAGGUUCUCUCGAGAAACUAAAGUACCUGCAAUCAAAGCGAGGUGUACUAUCCACUAGGAUCUCUCUUGACAAACAUUUCGAUUCAGCACCAGACUUUAUUGAAACCCUGAUGUUUCUCGAUAAAAAACAAGUAGUUAAAUACCAACCUUCAAGUUUAAUGUAUAGUUAUAGCCACGGAAUAGAUGUAUUGAGAUUUGUUUACUUUAACAACAAGCGGAAUCAAUCGAUGCCAAUGACCACCACCAACCUCUUGGAUAGUGUAAUGUCACAUGGAGAUCCAGUGGUAAUUGAAUUCCUAUUGCGAAACAUUAAAGACACCGAACAAACUAAAAACAAACAAAAGUUAAAACAAUACAAAGAAAAGUUGUUGAUUCAAUCAAAAAGAUAA
Messenger RNA from Heterostelium album PN500, 2178 nucleotides. Its product is annotated as ankyrin repeat domain-containing protein. The transcript has a single exon. The record is from RefSeq and is a predicted model, not a curated record. Lineage: Eukaryota; Evosea; Eumycetozoa; Acytosteliales; Acytosteliaceae. The coding region runs from base 1 to 2178 and encodes 725 amino acids.